AUGGUCGAUGCAACUGAUUCUAGUCCAGAUCAUAUAGAUCACAUUGAUCAGCCAACAACAAAAGUAUCCAGCUUUGAUAUAGACAAACUACCUGCCUCAUUUAAACAAUUUUUAAAAGAAAACGAUAUUGAUCCCGAGAUCUAUACAGUGGCUACUUUACCUCGAUAUGUUCGUUUAAACACCCAUUUGCCUACCGAGAAGCGUCCUACUGUACACGAUCUACGCCAACAACUCGAUACAGAAGAAGUCUAUCCAGUCAAAGGACUAGAGAACUUUUUUAGGAUACAACUCUCUUCAAAAAGAAUAUCAGACACACAAGCCUAUAAAGACCAUACUAUUUUUGGCAUUGAUCUUAGUUCAGCUAUUGCAGUAGAAGCUCUGGAUAUUAAACCAGAUGAUCAAAUAUUGGAUCUCUGUUGUGCACCAGGAGCCAAACUGUGUAUGGUUGCUAAUGUUCUGGGCCGUGAAGGACUAGGUACAGCCACAGGUGUUGAUUUAGCUGGACAUCGAUUGGCUACUUGUCGAUCCUUGUUAAAGAAAUAUAAAGUAGGUGAAAAGGUGAGGUUGUUUGAAGCAGAUGGUACUCGAUUUCAAGUGCCACCACCUUCUCGGUUAGGCAAUCGAGUCAUUCAAACAAACCAAGAUUCAAAGCGAGCCAAGCCAGAGACAGUGAAGCCCUUUUGGGCAUCCAGACUCCUUCGAUUUGACCGUCAAAUCAAAGCAGAUUUGUAUGAUAAAGUACUGGUAGAUGCUGAAUGUACGCAUGAUGGUAGUAUUCUACAUAUUUUGAAGGUAAGUUAUUAUGAUAAACAACUGUACUUGACAACAUUAGUAUGAACAAUGGGGAUGGGAUGCAUUUGAAAAAAACUUUAUGGAUCCUACUCGACUCAACAGUAUUGCGCAAUUACAGCGUCAUUUGAUGAAACAAGGCUGGUCUAUGCUUAAACAAGGUGGUAUGAUGGUCUAUAGUACUUGUUCACUCUCUAUUCGCCAAAAUGAAGAGAAUGUAGCAUGGUUCUUGACUGAACAUAAAGAUGCUAAGCUCAAAAAGA
Gilbertella persicaria is the source of this 1052-nucleotide messenger RNA. RefSeq names its product S-adenosyl-L-methionine-dependent methyltransferase. Lineage: Eukaryota; Fungi; Mucoromycota; Mucoromycetes; Mucorales; Choanephoraceae. Gene Ontology annotation, molecular function: methyltransferase activity. Bases 1 to 837 code for a protein of 278 amino acids. The record is from RefSeq and is a predicted model, not a curated record. Gene Ontology annotation, biological process: RNA methylation. The transcript is spliced from 2 exons.